GCUGUGUGUCUGACAUUUUGCAACGACAGCCACUCUGUGCGAUACGUUGCGUGGUCUGCAUUGUUUGGUGUUUUCGAACGUGGCCCCCUCCCCCUUCGAAACAGUGAAGUGCAAGAGUUCUCUUAUUAAUGAUUCAUAACGUGAAAAAGCUACGAUUAGGCUAUAAAGGAGCCUUUAUCUUCGUCGAAAGGAAAACAAGGAUAUGAAAAUCUCACGACACAACAAGGCGGAAGAUUCCUCCACACUCAUAUCGAUCCUAUUACCGCGGGCGAUGCAUCUUUUCGCUUGUCGAUCAGAGCAUGUUUGUAAACUAUUGACCUUGUACCGCGAAAGAUCGGUGAAUUAAUUUUUCCCCUUUCCUUGUCACCGAUACGAAACUAGAAAUUGUUGUUUCCUUAGAAUGGAGGUCAUCGGUGAAUACGAGUAUAACACUAAGGACCUGAUAGGUCACGGUGCUUUUGCCGUGGUGUUCCGGGGCAGACAUCGUAAAAAACCUAACUGCGUUGUGGCGAUCAAAAGUAUAACAAAGAAGAGUUUAGCGAAGUCACAGAAUCUUCUUGGCAAAGAGAUUAAGAUUUUAAAGGAGUUAACAGAACUACAUCAUGAAAAUGUAGUUGCUUUGUUAGAUUGUAAGGAAUCUAUUCAUAAUGUCUUCCUGGUUAUGGAGUAUUGUAAUGGUGGAGAUUUAGCGGACUAUUUAGGAGCAAAAGGCACAUUGUCAGAAGAUACUAUCAGAGUAUUUCUUAAACAAUUAGCAGGUGCAAUGAAAGCACUAUAUGCCAAAGGUAUCGUGCAUAGGGAUCUUAAACCACAAAAUAUUUUACUCAGUCAUAAUUGUGGCAAAGCAUGUCCGCAACCACAUCAAAUAACAUUAAAGAUAGCGGACUUUGGUUUUGCACGCUUUUUACAAGAUGGAGUAAUGGCUGCUACAUUAUGUGGUUCACCAAUGUACAUGGCACCUGAAGUAAUCAUGUCACUUCAAUACGAUGCGAAAGCAGAUUUAUGGUCUCUUGGAACAAUAGUAUUCCAGUGUCUUACUGGAAAAGCUCCAUUUCAAGCUCAUACACCACAUGCACUAAAAUUAUUUUAUGAAAAAAAUGCAAAUCUUGGUCCAAAGAUUCCUCCAGGAACUUCGCCAGAAUUAUCCGAUUUGUUAUUGGGUUUAUUGAGACGCAAUGCGAAAGAUCGUAUGCCCUUUGAUGAAUUUUUUGGCCAUCCUUUUCUUCAAGGAGCUAGAGAAAGUCCCAGUCCAGUUCCCGUGGAACUACCAGCCUCACCUGGUACAUUAGCUGUUCCAGAAGGACCUACGACUGUUACAAGAUCUGAACCGGAAACAAAUAGUCCAUGUUCCAGUCCAGAAGAUGACUUUGUGCUUGUGCCAAGUGAUCUUAGUAGUGAUACAGACAAUAAUCCUAACACCCAAGUCAAAUACACGAAGCAAACUAGCAGAGAGGCAGUAAGUCCACCACGACCAUGCUUUUUACCCAUAUCUGAACCAAUUCCAGUUCCCUCACAAAGAAGCGUGGCACAGUCAUCAUCACCAUCUGGUAAUAUAAGAUCUGGAAGUAGCGUUGUUCCUCGGUCUCAACCGAUUAGUAUGAAGCGAAGUGUCGACUCUCACAGAAGUCAUGCUCUUGACAUUGGCUCUCUUAGUCCGCCUAGUGUACAAUUUGUAAUAGGUACACCACCUGGUAGAAGAUUGAGUGAAACACCACCACCACCUAGUACUUGGCAAGUUAGUCCAGUGGCGCGACAUUCACAUAGUGGAACUUCACCAUUGCGCAGAUCAACAGGAAACAAUAGUGCAUCUUCUCCAUUGCUUACAGGUCCAUUGGCAGUUUUAGGAUCUCCUACUUCUAAAGCUUUUCAAGAUAACAAUAAUACACUUAGGCAUUCGCCUGUUAUACCUUUUGGCACAAGAGCUGUUACUCUUCCAGAAAUAUCAGAAGCGGGUAGUUUCCAAAAUCUUUUCCCGGACGUUAAUCCAACAUUAACGGAAGAUCGUCCAUUAACAUUUAUAGCCCCAGAACUCCCAGAAGAAACGCUUUUAGAGCGGGAACAUUCAGAGAUCUUAGCAAAAUUGAAUUUUGUUGUGGCAUUAUGUGAAUGUGUAUGCGAAGUUGCUAGAAAUAGAGCUGGACCUUUAGGCGCACCUUUGGGUGGGAUUGAACAAGCUAGUAAUGCAGUAACAAGAAGAAGAGCAGAACAAGUUAUUUUGUUAGUGAGGGCUCUUCAAUGGUUGAGUUCUGGAUUAAGUCUUGCAACUCAACAGCUUAAAGCUGGAAGGUUGCAACCUACAGCUAGUGUAAAAGAAGUUGUAAGUACAAUGAAUGAAAAGUUUAGAUCUUGCCUGACAGAAUGCAAACAGCUUAACAGUGCAGGAUUACUUCGACAACCGGGGGCUACAGCAGAUAAGAUUCUCUAUAAUCACGCAAUACAAAUGUGUCAGUCUGCAGCCCUUGAUGAAUUAUUUGGAAAUCCUGCUGAAUGUUUUCAGCGUUAUCAUACAGCGCAAAUAUUGUUACAUUCAUUAUCACAACACAUCAGUCACAGUCCAGACAAAGCACUUCUUAUCAAAUACAAAGAUGCAGUUGAAAAAAGAUUAUACGUACUUCAGCAGCAAGGUUAUAUCUAUGCAACUGAUCCUACGUAGCGCUCGUGAAAAUCAGAAACUGUGUGCGAUGCUGCAUACAGGCCAAUACUACAUUUGAUACCUCUGUUGUGUAAGAUCGUUUACUCUAUUCUGUAUAAAAAAUAUUAAUUUAUCUGUAAGAUUGUUCAGCAAAGAUGAAUAUAUACGCGAUUUAGUUUUGAAACAUAGUAUGAAUUGUUAGAAACUUAUGCAGAAUAGAGUAGACUAACAGAUCAAAAGAAUUAUGAAAGUGAUUCCUCUUAAAUUACUUUAUAUAUAAUUUAUCAACCGAUACCAAUAAUGAAUUAUACUGUAUAAUGUACGUAUGGUUGAUUAACUAAUCUUUAUUUCAUAUCAAUUAAUAAACAUGUGUAUACUAACAACA
Vespula pensylvanica (western yellowjacket) is the source of this 3017-nucleotide messenger RNA. RefSeq names its product serine/threonine-protein kinase unc-51 (gene Atg1). Gene Ontology annotation, molecular function: ATP binding; protein serine/threonine kinase activity. Gene Ontology annotation, biological process: positive regulation of autophagy; peptidyl-serine phosphorylation; protein autophosphorylation. The coding region runs from base 401 to 2653 and encodes 750 amino acids. Gene Ontology annotation, cellular component: cytoplasm; autophagosome. The record is from RefSeq and is a predicted model, not a curated record. The transcript is spliced from 13 exons. Lineage: Eukaryota; Metazoa; Arthropoda; Insecta; Hymenoptera; Vespidae.